AGCUCCAAAGGGAAAACUUGUGACUGAAAACAUAGAAGUUUAUUCAUUUAUGCUGUCUUUUACGACCUUUUAUGAACGAUAGGUCGGUUACCUGAGUAAAGAGGUUAGUAAAGAUGUUUUCUGGAUUAGAUAUCAGGCAAAAAAAGAGCAGAAUCCAGCAAAUGACUUAGUUGAGAGGUCUUUGGCAAAUGUAUGUAUAUGUCAUGUCGUCCUCUGGACAAUGCAGCCCUGAAUUUAUCUUAAAACCGUGCUCCUGCACAUGUUUUCGACCUUCUUUAAGCUCCUUGAAGUCUAUCGUCGUCUUAUACAAUGUGGAUAUCACUCUAAUGUCUUCCAGAUAGCUUUUAAAUGCGUUUGAAUCGGCUAAAAAUCGCCGAGUACAAAUCAAGUUCAAAAUUUCUUAACUUAGAUACUGUGAGAACUCGAUCCAUUGUGCCUGCAUGCUUUGAGAACCUGUUGUCCAAUCAACUCCAUCACAUUAAUCACAAUCAAAUUAAAUCUCUGACACACAUUUAAAUCUAAUUUAAGUUUUUUUAACCUUUAAUUGCUACUCUCAGUGUGAUUAACAAGUAACUUCUCCAUAUAAUGUCUUUAUAGUAUUCAGCAAAAGGGUAAAGAGAAUCCUAAAAAUUAUCGGAAGUUGUCACCUUGAUUUACCGGUAACACCAAGUUUUUGUGACUAACUUAUAAGGAAGUGUAUAGAAGCCAGAAGGGAGAAUUGAUGAUUAGAUUGUGGGAGUUUAAGGGUUAAAAUUCUUAACACGAAGUAUGUAAAUAUGAAUUAAGAAGUUAAUUUAGUAGCAUAAAUGAUUGUCAAAAGCAAAUGAUGCACAGCAGGAUUCAGAAUUGUAAAUUAUUUGUUUAGAAUUAUUAAGAUGGAUUUGAAAAAUGUAAAGUGCUCUUACAAAUUAAUCAAAACUGUAAAACAAUUAGAUAAACAAAACAUCCAUCACUAAAACAUAGAUGAACUAAUAGAUAAAAACAUAAUAGUUUGUUUGUCCAUUCUUUUUAUGGUGUAUAAGAGCAUUUGGGCAAGUGUUAUUUAAACUUUGUCACAAGAAACCUUCUGUAUUUUGCAGUUUGCCUGAAUGAUGUCUACAAUACAGCCAGAUGAAGAGGAUGCCAGUGGCAGCAGUGCUGCACCAAGUCCAGCUGUGAGCAGCACACCAUCUCCUUCAAAGACCAAGGUACAUUCUGGCGAAUAAAAAAGGAAAAAAGAUAGAAAGAUUGUCCUGCAUAUAACUACAAAAUGUUAAAGUUACCAUGAUUGUCGGCUAUGGAAAUUUAGUUUUACAGAUUAUCUCAUAGCAUGAUAUUUGUGCCACGAGGCUGUAAAUUUUUAGAUAAACAUUUUAAACCUUUACACCCUAACAUCAGUAUGCAAGUUCUCCAUACUGUUUUCUAUACAUUUCCUAUUGUACCUGUAAGGAGAAUUUAGAUCAAUAUCAGUAUCUGGGCAACUAGCCACCUACCCAUCCCCCUAACCCAACAUUAACCUUAACUUGUCAUCAAUUGACUGAGAAUUUUGCUAACAGUCCAAAGCUUCUCGAGUUGGUGAUGACUUCCUUCAUUCUCAUGACAUUAAUGUUUCAUGAAAGGGUGAUACUGUUGAGAGAAAUUAGAUGCCUAUCACUCUUAAGGAUCAAAUGUUUAAUAACCAAGAUAGAAAUCAUAUGGUUUGCCGGGCAGGCUUUUCUUUCAGUGUACUAAUCUUUAGCUAAUUUAGAAAACUGAAUCAAUAUUUUGCUACUUCAGGUGGGAGAGUCACCACGACGCAGCGGCAGGAGGGUCAGGCAGAGGAUUCUCUAUGGUCAUCAGCCGCUGGCCAGUAAAGCACAAGUCACACCACAGCAGUCCAAAACCAAAAAGACAAAAAUGACACCAGAGAGUAGUGGGUCAGAUGAUGAAGAAGAAGGAAAUGAAGAAGCUGGGUACUCAAUGAUGCAAUUUCAAAAUCAUUUUAGUUAUAGAACUAACUUGGCUAGAAAAGAGAAGAUUUAUAUGCUAUGUGCUGGGUGGGAGGUUUAUAUAAUUAUGGGGAAAGGUACCCAAGAUCUUAAGCAAUUGAGAGCUGUACUCAAGCCCAAGUGCACAGUUUUUUCUCACUACAGACCAACCUAGACUAGUGAAUAAGUUAUUUACCUUUUAUCCUGCUGGUUUCCUCUUCCCACUCAGCUGAGAUAAGGGGAGAAAAAAAUUGUAGACUGUGGUCCACAGUACAUAAAGCUAGACCAAUUACAAACAUGCAAUUCCCUAUCAGAAUUAAGGAGUUAAAAUUUCAGCCCACUGAGAUGAUUCAGAAAACAAAAUGAUAUUAAUUUUUUUUAUUCAAAUGUUUUGUCUUUUCAGGGAACAGUCGUCAGUAAAUAAAUCAAGUGAUGACAGUGACUUGGAAACUCCUGUUCAGGUGCCUACCUCAGUACGAGGAAGGAAACGAGCAGCAGAAACCUCCAAAGCUACACCGGUAUAGUUGAUUGAUAUAUUUUUUCAGUUAGUCGGAUCAUUUGUGGUUUUGUUUGUUUGAGUCAUUCUUGUGAAUAACCAAAGGUGUAUCUAUAAAUAAUUUUAUUCUUGCAGGCAGCAAAAAGGGUAAAAUCUAAACAACCCUCUGCUCAAAAGUCAUCUCAGAAGAAAUCAAGAAAAUCAAAAGGAAGUGCAGAUGCAGAUGAGAGUCAGGGAACCUUGUUUGAUAUCGUGAAAGCUGGAAAAGGUGCUCUGAGGGUAAGAAUUAUGUUUAAUGUUACAUCUAAACUUUUUUUUAAUACAGUAAAGUUCUUUUUUAAUGUUACAUCUUAACUUAAAGGCUGAUCUGUACAUUAUUGUUGUUGUGUCAUUUUCAUUCUGUAAAACUAGUCAAAAACUUGAGAAUGUUGUGACAUUAACUCAGAGAUAAGAGCUGAAAGGAAACAUUCAAAAUCUUUUUCUGGACUGGAUUUCCAGAACCACAAACCCCCUCCCCAGCAUUUUUCAAAUUAACCCUUUACAGUUUUUCAUUUACACCAGAUACAUGUUAAUCCUUUUUUAAAUUUUAUUCCACGUAAAAUUCACAGGCUGUUGUGGAUGACUGGAUUGAGAGUUACACUACAGACAAAGAAAAUGGAAUGGUUGAUCUUAUACAGUUUUUUGUCCAAUGUUGUGGCUGCAAAGGUUUGUCCUGAUUUAAUGAGGUUUGAUGAAGUAAAUUUGAUACUUUGUGUAUGAGAAACUUUCAGAAAUUGUAUACUGAGUAGUUUAAGAGGGAAGCUUCUGAAGGAAGUCCUAUUUUUAAAAAAACCUUCUUGUAGCUUGUUUAAGGUGUAGAUGGCCAAGUCCUUUGUUUCAUACUUGAAUGGAACAAAACCAAGUUCUGGGGAAAGAAAUUUUCACAUGUACAAUGAACAUGUGUAAAACAUGUCGUGAAUGGCCAAAGCUCUGUACUCAGAAGAAUCCCUGGCUGAAGUGCUCAGUACUUGAUAGCUUUCAUAAAAGCAAAGCUCUACAACAUAUAGUUGCAUAAUGAAAGAAAGUUAGCCACCUAGCCCUAAGAGUGACCAGCACCUAGUUUCUCCUUAUUAUAAUAAUGCGAAAUCAUUCAUUUGAGAUCAUAAGAAUAAAGGAAAUGAUCACCAACUAAAGAAGCUCUUGAUUGUGAAACAAAUUCUCCUUGUCAGCACCUUAGGAAAUGUAUAGAGAACAGUAUGGAGAAUGUGCAAAAUGAAUGUUAGGAUGUAAAGGGUUAAAGGAACUACUUAGUGAGAAUGAUUGUUCUGUUGUGCCUGUGGGGGUAGCUAGUCAAAAAACCUGAUUUGUAUUAUCUUGUGCUUUUAUUAACUCAGCUUGAUAAUGAACCAGGGUUCAGUUGUUCUAAGGAUAGAGUACUCUAACUAACGUAUAAAAAUUUGCUGUCCAGAAACAUACUGCACUAUCCACUGGAAAGAGAUUUAUCCAGUGGAUAAUGUUAUCCACCCCUCAAACAACUGUGACCAGCAUGAUAAUACUAUAUCUACAUGUAUAUAACCUCAAAUGCUUCAUAGCUGAUGAGCAUCUAAAUCUGGGUGACUGAAAUUGCAAAGUAGUACAUAUCAUUUCAGGAACUGUAACACCUAAAAUGUUGGAAGAGGAAGAAAGUGUCAACGCAAUCCGUCAACUUACUGAGCAGUUUGACGAGGUUAGUUCAACUGCAUAGGACUGAGUCCUUUGAAUUCUGUCAACUCCAUCACACAUUGGACCUAUAAUUGCUAUCUUUUUCCUUUUUAUUAGGCCAGCCAUGAAUACCCACUCAUAAUGACGGGCCCAGCUUACAAGAAAUUUAGGGUGAGUAUUGUACCAUUCAGUUUAAUUUGUUUUUUGUUAUCUGAUGCAAAAUGCACAAAUCAAUGUCAGUAUCUGAACAACUGCACACCUACCCCUCUACUAACCCCCCCCCUCCCCAACAACAGUCAACCAAUAACAAGUUAGCGUUAAUGUUGGAUUAGGGGAAGGGUAGGUACACAGUUGCUGAGAUACUGUCAUUGAGAGUGUACAGUAACUCCUUUAACCCUAUACACCCUGACAUCAGCAUGCAUAUUCUCCAUACUGUUCUCUAUACAUGUCCUAAUGUGCUGGCAAGGAGAAUUUGUUUAACAAUCUAGAGGUUCUUCAGUUGAUUAUCAUUUCCUUUAUUCUCAUGACCUUAAUAUUUGAUUCAGGGGUGAUAUUGAAAGGAGAAAAUAAAUGCUAGUCACUCUCAGAGAUUAAAUGGUUAAAGAUCUUGACCUAAACUUUUGUUUUGUUUUCUUUUUUGUAGACAAACUUUGUAGAGUUUGUGGAUUCGCUGGUUCAGCAAUGCCAACACAGUAUUAUCUAUGACGAGUACAUGUUGGAUACACUGGUGUCCUGGCUGAUCAGGCUGUCAGAUUCACAAGUUCGUGCCUUUAGACACACAAGUACUUUAGCUGGUAAGAAUUCAUUCUCAAGUCUCACAGACCUAAUGACCCAUUUUCACUAGAACUUAUUCAGGUUUCUGUUAAUUGAAGUGUCUAGAAGUUAUCUAUAUUCCUCUUAAACAGGAUGGCAAUACAUCUUUGCUACCCUCUCCCUACCCUUUAACAAUUUUUUAAAGUUUCCCAGCCAGUCUGCAAAUGCUUUAAAUACUUGUUAGCAAAGAGAGGCAGUGUGAUCACUAAGUGUCUCACACAAGGACUUGGCCAAGGUUUGAAUCUAAAUCUCUAGUUCUGGAGUCCUUCAUCUACAUGUAUAAUGCUUUCCUCAGUGCUCUGUGGAUGUUUUCUAGCCCAAUGACUAUUACAUCCAGUUCAUGAAGUCAGGUUCAUCUUGAUCCAUAUUUUGACUGUGCCUCACCUGUCACUGACUUAUUUUACUCUCAGGAAUGAAACUUGUUUCUGCUUUGAUACAAGUGGCAAAGCGUGUUCAUGUAGAGCUGGAUCACACCCAGGUAUAAUAUGUAGUAUUUUUGUUUAAAUCAACACAGUGUGAAAGUUUCAACUUUCAACCUCUUACAGCUUCAGCGUUAACCAUCUACAAACCAUUGGUGUCUUCAUGAAAUCCUCAGUUACAGCUGUAGGAAUUUUGCAUUUUGGGAGGUGUCUGUUUUACUUAUAUAGAUAUCUCAAAAUCAUUUUUGUAGCGCCAGUUAGACAGCGAAAGCAGCAAAGUUUCAUCCAAGAAAGCCAUGGAAAAAAUUGAAAUGUUGAACAAUAGGAGGCAAGAGGUAAGCAGAAAUCUCUUCCCGUACAGAACAAGUGCUACCCUUUCACAUCUAUGCCAUGUUUUGAAGGGUCCAUCAAAUGUAGGCUCACUAUAAUACUGGUUCUUAUUUUCUUUCCUUAUAGCUGAGACAGAAUGUUAGUGACUUGGAAGACAUGAUGAAUUUUGUGCACCAGGGAAUGUUUGUCCAUAGAUACAGGUACAUGUAACUACUUCAUAUGCUGUAGGUAUCUGGAACUUGAGAUAAAAGUGCAAGGGGCCUCUUGAGUUGAUGACUGAAGAAGAAUGUGGAUUUCUGCAGGGUAACCAGUUUGCUGUUUUUUUUAUUCCUGCAUCAUUUCAAGAGUGACCUCCUUAAUUUAAAUUUGAUGGUUUUACUUGUUAUAUUUUUAACCAGCCAAAUGCAACAUUUUGCUGUCAUUUACUUUUUGUGGCCAGCCGUGAGACUUAUUUUUACUCUGUUAAAUCAGACUUGCGUUUAAUUUCUUGUGCAAUUUCAGGGAUUCCAGACAUGAAAUCAGGGCGCUGUGCAUUGCAGAAAUGGGUCAUUGGAUGAAAGAAUACAGGUGUGUGUUUACAAGUUUCACGCAAGGAAUUUUUCUACACAACAUAGUAAUUAUUGACCAUUGUUACUGUAACUAAUUUCUGUUUCUUUGUAGCUCCUACUUUCUGAGUGACAAGUUUCUGAAAUAUACUGUUUGGAGCUUACAUGAUAAGGCAAGUUUUGUCAACAGGUUUUAACCCUUUACUUCCUAACAUCAGCAUUCAUAUUCUCCAUAACCUUUUCUAUACAUUUUGCUUUGGUGCUGAUAAGGAGAAUUUGUUUAACAAUCAAAGUUUCUUAGUUUGGUGAUCAUUUCCUUAAUUCUCAUGAUCUUAAUGAAUGAUUCAGCAGUAUUGCUGUCAAGAGAAAUUACGUGCUGAUCACUAUUAGGGUUUUUAGGGGUUGAAUUAGUCAUUUCAGUCUUGGCAUGCUAUCUGAUCUUAAAUUUUAACUCUUGUGUUGAAAAGAUUCCUUUUAAAUAUUAUUUUGGGCAUGUACAUGAAGUGUGGUUCCACUAGUGCAUCAAAACUAUACCAAAGGAAAGAAAAAGAUGUAGGAGAAACAGUGCCUCUUCUUAGACAAUUGAGUUGAUCAAUUUUAUCCAUCAUCAUCUGCUAGAUUGGAGAGGUGCGGCAGAAGGCCAUCAAUUCAUUAAGAGGCCUUUACGAGGUUGACGACUUCCUCUCUCAGCUUGAGCCCUUGACUGAGAGAUUUAAGGUACUGUCAUCAAUAACAGUUUCAGUAUUACCAUGAUUAUUCUAAUCUUAUCAAAGAAAAUGGAUAUGAUGCUACUGAAUCAUUCAGUAAAGAUCAAAGUCAUUGCUUAAGUGUUUUUUGUUUAAAUUUCAGGAAAGACUUGUUGCUAUGACUUUGGACAAAGAAAAUGAAGUGGCAGUGGAGGCUGUCAAGCUCGUUAACCUUCUUCUUAUGUAAGUUCUAGAAGUGUAAAUUAUUUCCUUGUUCUAAUUGUCACUGAGGAAGUUGAAGAGAGAGUAGUGUGAUGGUUUCUGCAUCAUUAUGAUUCUGGAACAGAAAAACAUGAUCUGAGUCAACUACAGAUUAUGGUUUAGUUUUGUAUAUAAACCAAUCCUUGAACCCUUAAAAAGUUUGAAGACCUGUUUUAUAACUGCCAAAUCCAGAAAAAGUUUAAAUCAAUUAACCAAUGCUUACCUCACAUGGGGUGUCUCAGGGCUCCCAAUGUGGCCAACUACCCCCAAGAUAAUUUAGUAUGAUCAGCUGAGGCGAUUAUGUAAACUGGCCUUUAUAAAAAGUUUGAAAGCUGGUCUUUCAAGUGUUAGCCCUUCAUCAGAGUGAAAUGUUAGCUUUGUAAAGUUCUCUUAAUGAUGGCCAAUUUACAUUAUCAACUCAAUUGAUAAUGCUAAAAUACCCUGUUUUACUCUUUCAUUGAUGCAGCACCAUAGUUUCUUUAGAAACUUACCCCCUUUAUCCUCAAGAUAGAGUACCACACCCAUGGCUAUUAAGAAGUCUGGGUUCUGUCCCAAGUUGUAGGAAGUGCUUGUCAGGUGUCUGCAUAUUCGUGGGCUAACUUGGCCAAAAUAAUCUUAUUUGCAAAAUCAAAGAAUUUUCAAGUUUUAAAGCAAACACUGAAAAAAGAAACUGUUCUGCUCAGGCCUUGUGAUUUGAGACAGUCAUAUCCUUAGGUUUGGAAAGUGACAACAAUUGUUUGCAAGAAGUUUGAAAAAGGAACAGUGUUUAUCAGGUACUGAUAUUGUAGAAUAUUUGUGUGCUGCUUUGAUGACCAGUAUUUGUUGUCUUGUUGUAGGAAUGACAAACUGGAUGAAGAAGAAUGCCAACAGAUUGAGUUAAUUGUGUUCUGUACAAGUCGGAAUGUGGCAAAAGCAGCUGGAGAAUUCCUCAAGGAUAGGCUUGUCAUGGCUGCUGAUGAAGAAGUGAAAAAAGCCAGCAAAUCGAAAAGAGGUAAGCCUUGAUCAGGUUUCUUGUAAAAUGGGGAAGAUGUCAGUGGCUGUUGUUUGGUUAGCAUGCAAGACCCUACAACCAAAAGGUCUGCAAUUGAGUCUGGACUGGGGUUGUUGUUCAGCGUUCUUUUGUAUACAUCUUUCUCUCUCCUUACCUCUCUUUCCCCUUGGCUGGGUUGUUCAAAGCUGGGUUAAGAUAACCCAGGGAUUAGUGUGAAAUCUGAUUUCGGUUCUGAAAGCUUUCAAAGAAAAAUUCAGCAUAAUUCUUUUUGUCAACAAUUUGAUGAUUGGAUGCUCCAAAAAAAUAAAGAAAAUGAUCUCAAAAGGGCUUUCGAACAAAGAAGUAAAGAAACCCAGAUUAAAAUUAAACCCUGAGUUAGUGCUAAUUUGCCUUCAAUCAACUGUGCCUAGGAGUAGAAAAGGGGAACCUGCAAGCUGCCAAGGACACUUGACUGGCCCUCUUGAUACUUACUCUGUAAAUAUUUACAAGCAUAAUUAUAUCAAAAGUGAUAUAUUAUUUUUGCAUUUUUUUAUAGGCAAAAAAGCAGAACAGGAAAUCAAACUUGUACAGUUAAAAAAACUGAUUGAGUUUUUUAUUGUCAGUGAGGUAAUUUCAAUUUGACAUAAUUACAGUGUACUACAAUGUUAAUUUUAAAUUUAGAUCAUUUCUCAAGUUAAAUACCUACAUUGGUAGAUAAGGUAGCUUAACCCCAUAAAGUCUAAGAGUGAUCAUAAAUUAAUUUCUCCUCACAGUACUGCUGCUGAAUCAUUUAUUAAGAUUAUGAGAAUACUGACAAAUGAUCAUCAACCUGAGAAGCUUUGAUUAUUAAACAAAUUCUCCUCAUCAGUGUCACAGGAAAUGUCCAGAGAAAAGUCAGGAGAAUGUAGAUACUGACGUCUGGGUUUAAAGGGUGAACGUGAUUUGAAGCCAUCUCAUUGACAACCCCAUUUUAUUUCUUCAAACUAUCUGACACAUUUUUCAUUUUUCUAGGUCCACAACCAUGCAGCAUACCUUGUAGACAGUUUGUGGGAAAGUAUGGACUUACUAAGGGUAAAAUAAUUUAAAUCUUUUGUUAUUAUGGAAGUCACUUGUCUUAAGUCUGCAAAAAAAUGUCUGACCUGUUCUAGGCAAAACUAUGAUUAACUUUCAACACUUAAUUGUCUGAUUGCUUUUGAGUCCUGCAAUUUAUAAGAGAAGUGUGAAAUAGUUUCUCAGCAUUCCUGUCAGGAAACAGCACAUCUUCUGCGAACAUGCAAUGUAUAAUUUUGCUCCCUGGAAAUCUUUUAAGGAUUGGAUUUCUUAGAAUUCUGAGACCUUUGGGUCUGCAGUCUCUCCACCAAGAGCACAGCUUUGCUACAAAAGAUAGCCUCUUUGCAUUGGAAAAUCUGAAAAAUAGUCAUGCAAUGUACAGAUUUGUAAAAUACAGAGUGUUACUUAACAAAGUGUUUGCUGUCUUGUGUAUGUCAGGACUGGAAGUUGAUGACUGACAUUCUUUUGGAUAAAAACGACAAACAAGGUGAGUUGCCAUGGCAAUAAAUCAGGGUUUGUAAUUUGCAGUAUUGAAUAGAAGAGCCAGAAAUUUGUUAUCUUAUUGGACUUUUCCAGCUCCUUCACCAGUCAACUCAAUAUGGCGCCAAGAAGAUGAGAUUUUUAGAUCACUUGUGAAAUUUGGUACACAACACCAAUCAUCUUUGAACACCUUUCUCACUUAAAAUUCAAAGGAUACCUCCUUUUACAGCACAUGGUGGCUUUGCUAUUCAGGGCCUUGUUUAGUGUAGUUUAAUAUGGGAAAAGAGUUCUAGUACUCCUGGAGAGAUCUGUUAUGAGUGUCCAUUCUGUAGGAACUGGUUGGUUGAUGGAGUUUUAACUACACCUGCGUGAAGUCUAGUUUCCUUAAAAAUAAACUCUUUUGUGGCAGGAAAUCAGUGGAUAAGAAAAUCUUAUUAUGAAAAGUUGUCAUCUUUCAAACAUUGAACAAAAUCUUUAACAGAUAGUGAAGAAUAAAUGUAGAAAUACUAUUGUUUACAUGAUUUCCUUAACCUCAGGUUUGAAUGACAGUGAAGAAAUGGCAUUGAUUGACAUCAUGGUCUGCGCCUGCAAACAAGCAUCUACCCGACAGGGUCCCCCCGGAAGAGCAGUUCGCAAAGUGAAGGAAAACAAAACUACUGUGAAUGAAAAGAAAGACCUGAGUGCACACUUUAUGCAGACUUUACCAGGCUUGUUGAACAAGGUAUAAUAUAAAUACCCCUUAAAUGUGAUACUACUUUACAACUGAGCACAAAAUUGAGCUAAUCCUUUACCUCUCAGAAGUGAUUAACAUGUAACUUCUCCCAAGAGUAUCCAUACAUUAUCCAGUGAACAGGUAGCGAGAUUACUCAAACUUAUCAGGUACAAGAAAUUAUCUUGAUUGAACACCAAAUUCUCGUAACCAAUUCACAAGGUAGUGUGUAGCAGCUAGAGGAGAGAAUUAACAAUCAGAUUUUGGGAGUUCAAGAAUUAACAGGUAACAUGCACUCAGCUACUUUCAACGAAGUUUUAGAAAUGAAUUUUGAAUAAACUUCCGUUUGCUGCAAUUAGUUCCUGACUCUUGAAAGCUGGUUUAAUAACUUAGAAUACACUCCCCUCAACAGGAGUCAACCACCACCGGCGCCAUACAAACGAGUUAUUCACGACAUUGGCAUUACAAACGAACCUAACAGAACGACCUAACUUUACUAACGGAUCGAGACCGACUAAUCGCGGCCGAUCUGCGCCACUUGAGUCUUACAGCCAAUAACAUCAACGGCAAAACUGACAAAUCAGUUUAUACGGACCGAACUAAGAACAUUCGACUGACAACAAGUAUACACUUGACUCCAAUGAUGACUUCCGCUCAGGUUGUCGAAACAUUGGACACCACUACCGACAACAAUCCUUCUCAGGACUACACUCACCCGGACGAUCAAACUACACUAACACAAUGCCUUUUUUUUUUGCCGCUUAAUUGAAAUACAGACUUUACUUUCACUUUAAUCUUUGAUCAGUAGCUAUGUUGUAAUACUUCUUGUUUUGUUUCAGUUCGGAACUGACAUUGAAAACGUCAUAAACCUGGUGUCACUUCCUCAGUACUUUGACCUGGAGGAGUAUGGACAGCGGAGACUGGGAAAGGUUUGUAGAUAUUCAAACCUGUAUACUGGGUCAUUUGUUGGUGAAUAAUAUUAUGACCUUUUUUUUUUUUUGCAAUUUCCAGUAUUUGGAUGAACUUCUGAAACAACUUUCUGAAAUUGUGGAGAAACACUCUAAUGUGGAUGUAAGUACUGUGGGAAAUUGUGAAGAAACUUUGUUUUUAAAGCACAAUGUAACUGUAGUUUAUAUGCUGUAUUUAAGCCCAUCAAGAACUUGACGUAUAUCUUUGUACUUGAGCUUCCUUCCAGGGCUUUCAAUAACUUUUUUCAUUAGCGGCUGUCGAUGGUGUAAUUGGUGGCUGAGUCAUGAGGCAAAAUCCAAACACGAGAGCCUGGUUUUACAGGCGGCGGUAGACUGACAGUAACCGGUUGUUAAUGGAACCAAUGCCUUCCUCAUCAAAAAAUGCAUGAUUAUUGUUUUCGUUUUGCAGGUUUUGGAUGAAUGUGGGAAGAGCUUAAGAACACUCACGGACAAUGACUUCACUUUGGCCUCUUCAGCUGUAAGUGGAUAGGUGUCCCGUGCACAAGCAGUUGUGUGAUCUUCUUGCAUUUUGCAUUGUAUCGUUAAAAUUUUAAUUAUUUUUAGCUCGUAAUGCAUAAAUAAACUUUAUCUUGAUUUUCUUGCCCUCUAGGAUGUGGCCAAAAACAAGCUGAUUGAUUCAGUUGUGGCCAAAUUUAAAGAGAAUGUGAAGAGUGGUCUUGAUGCAGUAAGUGUUCUUCGGUUCUUUUAAAUUUUUCUCGAAAAUGUUUGCAUAGUUAUAUCUUGAUUAAAAUCUGCCACAAAAUCCUCACUUUCCUAACAUUUAAUGACUGUUAUUCAAUUUCUAAACUUUUUCAAUGAAGAGGUGAUGAAUGUAGACAAAUUUGUCAAUCAGUUGAGAGACGUUUCAGUCAUUCAAUGUACACUACGUUCUUUAAACUGCAAAUUUGGGAAACAUUACAUGUACAAGUUUUCGUCGUGUUCUUUGUCAAUGUUUUUUGUUUUGUUUUAUUAGGAUGAAGCAGACGAAGACAAUCAAGAGAGAUUUGCUCUCCAUGUUAAUCUGGCAAGAAUUGCUUCUUUCUUUAAGUACGUUUCCUUGUAGUUUUUUAUAAGAAAACAUCAAUUUUUGUCCAAUUUAGGAUAGAAUAAGAUAUUGCUUUAAGACCCUUUUUAUCCCCUGAAAGUCUACGAAAGAUUUCUUUUACUGAGGGUAUUUUAGAGGAGGAGAGGUACAUUCGGUCGGGCAAAAACAAUCCUGAAUUUUUCUUGUACUUUUGGCAAGAAAUUCGUAGUUUUGAAGCGAACAUGAAUCUGUGUCUGCAAACUUCAUGUACUUUGUAGUUUCUUUGUCAAAGAAAUUUGAAGAUGCAGUGAAAAUCCGGUCAUAUAUUGUUACACAUGGAAAUGAUACAUUCAAUACAGUUUUUUCACUGUUGUAAGUAUAGAAUUUCAUGCGAUUAAGUUGAGUCAAAAGAAUAUACCCAUUACUAACCGAGUUCGAGGCCCAUAAUGAGAGUUACGAACCGGAUUUUUUCCUCUCGGAUUUAUGGCCCAUGCGCGUAGGGCGCGGGCCAUAAAUCGAGCUGGAAAAAAUCCAUAACUUGCAGCAAGGACCUGGAAAACGAAGGUGGUGAGAUGUUUGUUAUAUCUCUGGCGGGAGACGAUUUCAAUUCAAACAAAGUUUUGAAUUUAGCGGACCGUACACUGAAAUACGGCCUGCUGAAUUGACCAAUCGCAGCACAAGUACUAACUGAGAGAUAUGAUGAUACAAUUUAAGCAUUUUAUCGUUAUUGCAGAUCCCACAAUCUUAAUAAAUGGGACCUUUACGAUGAUUUGUCAUACAUUAUUGACUAUUCUGCAAAGCACACCGUACCAGACGAGGUAGGCAAGUCGUCUUUGUCGUGACCAAAUUUGGUUGUUCAUCGUGGUUUUCUUGAUAAAUGAACGUUUAAUCGUUUGUCCAUCGAUGUAGGAUUAGGCUCUCUAGUGUAUUCAUCGCGACGUUUCGACUCGUGUACUACUAGUCUUCGUCAGGCAACGAGGUCGAAAGAUUACGUGUCGCUAUUUAGAGUACGUUAGUUUCUUGCUAUUGGUGUGUUUUGGCGCGCUUGGUGUGUUUUGGCGCGCUUGGUGUGUUUUGGCGCGCUGUCAUUGGAGUAUCUUUCCCGCCUUAAAUCUCCCAUACCCCUCCGGUCCCCUAUUAUCACAAGCCCCUAUCCCUGUUCCCGUCUGCAUGCUAUCACAAUGCGGUUUUGGUGUCUGUUUUAUUUUACUUUUUUUUCCUUAGCUUUGUUUUAUUGCUGUCCUUUUUGUUUUAGGCGUUUUUUGUUAUUUUGUUUGUGGAAUUUACAGCUGGAUCGUAAAACCUGUUAUACAAUAUUUAUUUUUUCCCAUCAAGAGAGUUAUGUGUGUGAACUCAACUUAACGAUAACUGUCAACUACGGAUUUUUGUCUUUUUGAUUCUGAUACAACAGAUAUUGGAGCUGACCUUUUUAAGCAUGCAGAUGUUACUUGUUUGGAGUCUUACCGAGAUCGAUGUUAACGAACCGGAUAAGGUUAGAUUUUAAAUCUUAUUUUUUUCUCUUUCGUGACGAAUGUUCAUUGUUGUAUUUCAGCAAUUGGGUUCAAGUGGGGCAUUCUCCCCACCCCACCCCUCCUUCCAACCCCGUUUCAACGUGACCUUACCACGUGUAUGUUUCCUUUCCCAGCAUGAGAUGCGCACCCUGAAAAAGAGAGUGAAUCAGUUUAUGUCAAACUGUGACGAGCUCAUACAGUUCAGUACAGAUUCUGUCCAGAGAGUGGUAAGACAAGAAAUACAUGCUGUUAAAUGAUGGUGGACUGAUUAACGGCAUGUCAUAAUGUAUAAAAAUUUGCUUUAUCAAUUGAGUUGAUUUUGUAAAACGGCCACCGUAAAGAGUUUUAAAGCUGAUGUUUCGAGCGUUAGUCCCUCGUCAUUCGCUCUGACAAAGGGCUAACGCUCAAAACAUGAACUUUAGAAACUCUUUACGGUGACUAAUUCACAUUAUCAACUUGGUUUCUAUAACCCAAUUAUCUUGUUCUACUUUCCCCUAUUAGAAACUUACCCCUAUGUUCAUUUCUGAUCUUUGGUCAGUUGUUAUUGAAACCAUCUACACAUUAAUUUUUUUAUUACUUGGAAGAAUUUAUCUUUAAAAUUUUUCAACUUGUGUUUUCCUUUUCGUCCUCAAGGCAUUUUGUUGUAUCUGUGAUUUGCUGAUCGUUUUUGCCAAGCAGUUAAAGAACAGAGGUAAUUUAUGACUCGUUUGAUUGCAUGAUCUUUUUGUUGGUGCUAUUUCGGCUGAUCCCAAACAUGUCUUUUUUACUAUCGCUAUGUUUCAGCCCCCAUUCUGGCGCCUUUGGUAUAUGAAGCUGAUCACACCACUCAAGUGAGGCUCAGAGAUUACGUCAUCAGUCACGUGUUCACGGACUUGGACGAGGACGAAGCAGAGGAUGAAGACGGUGAGAUAUUUUAAAUCUCUACGCCCUAACAUCAGAUUGCAUAUUCUCCAUACUUUUCACUAUACAUACCAAAGGUGCUGGCAAGGAGAAUUUAUUGAACAAUCAAGAGUUUCUUUAGUUGGUGAUCAUUUCCUAUAUUCUCGUGACCGUAAUGCUUGAUUCAGGGAUGAUAUUGUACGGAGAAAUAAGUUGCUUGUCACUCUUAGGGGUUAAAUUGUUAAGAAACAUCUGUUAUCAUGGUUGAAUCAAAACAUGUUGAAUGCUACAGGCCUCUAGGUCCACUCAGCGCUGCUAUUAAGUUUGAAAGUAGAACUGAGGAAAAUAAGGAGUAGUAGACGGCCAGGUUAUUGCGUUGAACACCGUGCUGUUUCGUCAGAUUACACUCAAGCCUGGGAGCUGUUCAGUUUAGAUGUUCCAUGUGUUCCACAACGAACGCCCGUCCGCAAGAAAAUUCUAAACGUGGAAUCGAUCCACAAUUUUAAACCUGUCACUGGUAAAUUUUGCAUUCAAUUCCACUUUAAAAAAUGGGGAAUGCUGCAGUGCAAAUUUCUUCGAGGGGCGUUAAAUAAAUUUUUAGUGAUUCAUCAGCAAUGAUAGCAAAAUCAGGUGAAAUUAGCAGACUAGCAGGCGAAUUUGGCAGGCUAACGGCUUUUAUUGAAGGCUCUGCGCGUUACUGUCGGAGCUAAUCUCAGCUUUCCAUGACGCAUUUUUGCUCGUAUGCUUUUAUUCGACAGAGGACCAGACGGACAGCAGUGCUUUGGAGUUGAGCAAAAAGAGAACAGUUCUGGCAGGAUUCUGUAAACUCGUCGCUUAUAAUGUGAUUGAUAUGAAGCUGGUUUCUCCCAUUUUCGCAUUCUUAAUCAGGGUAUGAAAACGUGCAUGACGUGUGAUAUUCUUAGAGGAACACAUUUUUCUUUUGAAGGACGUUAUCGCUUGAAAUCUUUCGCUUAAAAUCAUCAGGCUUAAAAUUGACCAUUUUAAUGUACAUCAUCGUUGCACAAAAGCAUCACGUGUCGGCAUCUUAUCCUUGUAGUAUGAAAAAAUCGGCCCAGCCUACCACGAGUAGCCUAAAGCUUAGUGGUAGAGAAGAAAGUCCUAGGGUGGACUCCUAUUAGGAACACAACUUCUUGAGAAUGCCCGUGUAAUCCACUGGGUAACAUCAUCUUUCACUGACCUUUACGCUACUCACAAAGAGUUGAACAAGGAGCUCUUAGUGUAGCCUUGCUUGUUUCUUAACAAGCGCACGACACUUAAUCAUUGCUAAAAUUAAAAAAUUCCUUUGAAAAAUAAACAGCACAGUGCAGAACAGUUUAUUCGGAAGGUUCUGUAUCUAGUUACAACUUCAAACAAUCCACUGAAUGUUGUCUCUCGUGUACAGGCAUACAGCAACUAUGGUGAUAUCAUUCGCCAUACUAUGACAAAAUGCCGAGAUAUCAGUAAUUCAGCUUUUGCCAAAGCUUUGCUUCUGAGUCUUCAACAAGAGUUUGAAAAACUGCAAGAUGACAAUGACGGAACUGCAGACACGAACUCAAAGGAAUUUGCUGGAAUCAAGGUAAUUUUUUUCAAAUACUAGGCAAAAAUUGGAAAACUCCCUUACUUUCAUCGUAACCCUUAGAAUAUUCUUCAGACAUUUACCGCAAUGAAGGCAAAAAAUCGUAGCUACCAAGUCGUAAACUGUAAAGAUACUUAUACAAGGAUGUGACGUUUCAGCCACAUCUUAAAUUUGGAGGCUGUAUGUGCCUCAGCCCUUAACACCCUAACAUCAGUAUGCAUAUUCUCCAUACUGUUCUUUAUACAUUUCCUAACGUACUGACAGGGAGAAUUUGUUUAAUAAUCAAAAGCUUUUAUUUAGUUGGUAAUCAUUUUCUUCAUUCUCCUGACCUUAAUAUUUGAUUCAAGGGUGAUAUUGUGAGGAGAAAUUAGAUGCUAGUCACCCUUAAAGGGUCAAAGGGUUGACAUGAUUCAACUGUUUUCAACAUACGGUUCUAUUUUUUUUAUUGGAUAAUUACUUGUAUUCAUUCUGUAGGAACUCGCUCGUAGAUUCGCGCUCUCAGUCGGCGUAGACACAACGAAGCCUCAGUCUCGGGAGUGUGUUGUAACUUUGCACAGGUUUGUUGCCUCAAAGUAUAUUUUUGUUACAGCUACGCUAUAUUUCGAUUCCAAUGUCACUGCUUGUGUGAAGCGCGAUGGGUCUAAGGUUAACGCGCUAGACUCUCGGUCGAAAGGUCUGGGUUAGAGACUUAGUGGGGUCAAUGUUUUGCGUUCCUCAGAGGCUUAUUACUCUCACGGUGCCUCUCUUCACCCAGGAGUAUAAACGGGUGUAAUUGUACUGUUUGAGAAGCCUGAUGAAAUGCCGGGAGGUAACCUCCGAUGGACUGGCAACCCAUCCAGGGCGAUUAGGGAAACUUAUAGUCACUUCAUACUCGUAAAAACAGGGAUGAGCCACUUGACUUGAGUGCAGACUUUUAUGUCAUUGUUUGAUUGAUUUCUUUGUCUACAGGGAAGGUAUCAAGUACAGUCUUAGAAAUGGAGAUGCACAGAAGAGUGAAGAUGAACCACCAUGCAAUCUUCAGUUUUUGGACGUGUUAAAUGAAUUUACUUUCAAGUUGAUUGCUCAAGACAAGGCGGGAAAAAGUGGCGUGUAAGUGUAAUAAUUCAUGCUCAGAUUUGGAAUUGAGGUGUGGGGACCAUAUCGCAGCUAUCAAUUGAGUGUUGAAAGGAAGCCGGUAUUUGUUUAGUUUUGCUUUACUUUUCUCUAUGAUUGGUCUAGAAAACCCGUACCACUCUCAACCAAUCAGAUUCAAAAUGAACAGCAAUCACGAAUUGGUCGCCCGCGUUUUCCCGCGCUUUAGGCGGUUUGUUUGGUUUCACUUUGAGUUCUGAUUAGCUCUUCAAAGUAUUUUCCUUUCUUCUGAUUGGUAGUACUUUGGUUUUAGUUUUGGUUUUACGACACUCAAUCGAAAAGCGCUCUAUUAUGAAAAAAAAAUUUAAUGGAAAACUUAAUAAUUAUUAAUCGACAAAAAAUGACAUUGGUAUUGUGUGAAGCUUUCUAUUUCAAUAUUGCUCUUGUCAGAGAGUAAUCUAUGAAAAUUAAAGAUUAAAAAUUCGUACGGCAUUUUGGUUCAUGGUAAGGUCUUGGUUGUAACCUGUUGUUAUCCACUUGCAGAUUAUCAUUUCUGGAUGAAAAUGCCAAAGAGAUGAUUCACAAAAAGGGAGGUCAGUGGAGUCCUUUGCUAUCAUACAGGAACGGCUUGACUGGACAGGACGAGGAAGAAGAAGGUAUGGAGGAAGCCCGUGAUGUGAUAAAUGUGAAAAUUACAUUCACUAAAAUAAGUUCUUUCGGUGAUAGCCUAGCUGGUCUCUGCGAGGGAAACAAAAAUAUUCAAGGCUGGGGAGAAGUUGGGAAAAAUUUGUUACAUUAAAACAAUGAGUAAGAUAAGUAAUGCAGAGUAUCCUCAAGUCUUACCAUUGAUUUUGGAACAUUAUGGGGAAGUGUCGAGAGAACUGGGUUUAAGUUAGCAAGGUGCGAUGUUGUCAAGCCUGAAAACAAACGUUAUUUAUCAAGCGGCAAGUGAGAUUUGCUGCAAGAGAUUCAAGUAAAAAUCUCUAUUCUUUAUCGCGUUCUCUACUGCUAUGAGGUGUCUUAGUUUCGUGUGUGAGUUGACUUACAGGCUGAUAGACGUAGGCCUCAAGAUUAAGAGGUAGACUCUCAGACUAACAGAUAGACAGAGACUGAAAGACUGGUGGACCUAGACGCGGAGUGACAGACGAACGGCAAAUUCUGGAAGAUUUAGAGACCCAGAAUCAGACAAAAAGACAGAUCGAUUAGCAUUAUCAUAUUAAGACUACUAGAGAGAAGAGUGCACUGAAAGGCCGUGCGACUGACAGGGAAUAACAGAUAAGCAGAUAGGUAGAGACAGACAGACUGACAGAUACACUUGAUAAACGUCUUAUACGAAUCUCUUGUAUUUGAAGGACAACAAAAAGGAAGUCGCGCAAAGAGAAAACUUCCCAUGGAAGGUAAGCUUUGCUCCCAAGUAUUUUCACUCCAGUAUUAAACGGCCGGAGCCACACGUCUGCCAUAAUCUUUCCUUUCUUUCCUUUAGGAGACGAGAGUAAAGAUGGAGAAUUGAUAUCCAAACAAACUAAGACAAAGACAAAACAACAGAAGCCGAAAGGCCCGCGUGGACGGCCUCCGAAGUCGACCACCUCAACAGCACAACAAACUGUACUCUCGACGGCAAAACCAGCGAAACCUGUCAGACCAGUUGUGGAAGAGUCAGAAGCUGGUGAUGAUAACAAUAAAGAUGACGAUGACGCCAUUUCGUCAGGUUCAGAAGAAUGGUCACAGGAAGACCAGGCUCCAUUGUCUUCGAUGAAGAAACCAAACCAAUCGACCGAUAAAGUUGACGAUAUUGAGGAAGCGUCUACUGCUGAGAAACAAGGACCAGUGAAAAGAAAGCGAGAGGAGACAUCACAGUCUGACGAGGAAGAAGAUGAAGAACAAGACAACGAUGACCAGGAUUUUGAAAGGUAUCGUGCUGUAUAAGAUCACAUCUACUCUAGUUCUGUCCUUUUUAGGCGAUAACCGGUAAAAUUUACCGCCUUAUUGGUUUGAAAAAGUUAUUUUACCUUUCUGGCCUAAAAUAAGGAAAAACACUGGUCUACUCCCAUACAUUCUGACAUUCUGCACAGCCUGUGCAUGAAUACCGAUGUCGCCUGGAUUCACGGUGACAGGUGCUCUUUGUAAUGUAAUUGUGAUUGAAAGUUUCGUGUUGUGUUCCUCAGUCUUCCUACAUCAUCUCAAAGAUCGUGGUUAUCAAGUCAGACACAUCGACAAGACAGCAAAAAGGCUCGAAUAAGUUACAGUAAAAAGGAUACAUCAGGAAUCGGGUAAGUGCGGAUUGUUUGGAAAUGAAACGCUCGUUCGUUUGAUAGUUCGUUUGAUCGUUUGCUCAGUUGCUCGGUUGCUCCUUCGUGCGUCCGGUCGGUUUUGUUGAUAUUUUGUCCGUUCGUCUGGUCGUUGGUUUGAUCGACCGUCGGUCGAUCGGUCGUUUUUUUCGUCGGUCCCUCGUUUGAUCGGUUGAUCGUUUGUGCGUCACUUAUGCCUUCAUUGUAAAUCUAAAGGUGCCGCUUUCGAAAUAAUCCUCGAAUUCAAGAGAAAGGUUAAAUUCAAGGCAAAAUGUUUAUUUUGUCGUAUUUUGCAGCCGCACGAGUCUUGAGGAUAUCGAGGACGAGGAUGAAAUCGAAGAAUACGAGAGUGAAGACGAAACAGACAAGGGGAAACAGGUAAGAACAAUGAUAAUGCUUUAGAGACAAAUUCUCACCUCACGGAGAGACACUGCGAUGAUUAUUUCGGAGGCUGUGUGCUGUAAAGGUAACAACGGGGAAUGAAAACGGUCUCCUGAGUAGUAAGGAGGUCGCUAUGGCAACCAAGCCAGUACCCUUUACUAAGCACCUUUGAACACAAAGUGGUGUGUGAAGGUGGGAGGGAAGAUGGGGAGAAGGGGGCUUCUGACAGGUGAAAUCCUCGCACUGGCUUAAUUUCAACCUUGCUUAAAUUACGUUUAGUCUCUUUAAAAAGGGAAGAGAAAACUUAGGAUGCAAUCGAUUCAAUGAGCAGAACGGCUCGUUUAGACGGCGAAUUCCGUUAAUCAGAAUUGCCUAAAACAUCUAGGUGGCUAUUUCUGACUAAUGGUAACAGUUUAGCUUUGGCCUUGGGUUGUCUCGUAUUCUGUGACGAAACCCUCUUUUUCUCUUUCUUCGCUUGUCGAUUUGUUCUCGUGAAUAUACAUUUUUUUAUUAAUAGACAGCGCCAACUCGGGUGAGAAGGGAAAAGAAAGAGCUACCCGAUGAUUUCUUCGUUGACUCACAGGAAGAGAAAGAAACGGUAAGAGUAAUUGUCGGCGGAAAAGCGAAGAAAAAUUACCUUGUAAAACAUUUUCCGCAUUUAUGCCGCCAGUCUUUUUUCCUUGGGCAUCAUCAUUAGGGUUGGGCUAAAAAGAAUGGGUUUUUUUUCUAGUCAAGUGGUGUCAUCUUUGGUAGAUUCGGUGCAUUCUUGCCGAUACUCCGCCAAUCUCGUCUCCAGAGCUCUCUUUACCGUUUUUCAGUGGAAGGGCUCCGAAUGCCAUAAUCGAUCCAAAAUUUUUGACAUCUCAUGGAGUCCUUUAACCCCUAACUGUUACACCUUAACAUCGGUAUGCAUAUUCUCCAUACUGUUCUUCACACAUUUCUUAAGGUGCUGACAAGGAGAAUUCGUUGAAUAAUCAAGAGAUUCUUUAGUUGGUGAUCAUUUCCUUUGCUCUCAUGACCUUAUUGAGUGAUUCAGGGGCGAUACCGUAAAGAGGAAUUAGAUGCUAGUUACUCACAAGGAUCAAAGUUUAUAGAAACUUGAGAUUAUAAUGAAGUUGCAAGAAAAACAAAACAAUAAUCAGAGUUCACCGCUUACAACAUUUCAAUCCAAAGUUGAAUCGUUAUUAUUUUUUCCACUUUUCCAUCACAGGAAGAAGAAUCUUCUCUCGAAACAGCUUUUUGAGUCCACCGCUACAAGACAGACAUCCUUAUUUGGAUUAGUGAUUGUAAUAUUUAUUAACGUUGUUUGUGUACAGAGUUAAAGACUUUUAAAGACCUUACUUUAGUGUAGUUUUACUGUUUUUGUAAACUAGAUGUUUUAAUUUUUUUAUGAUUCGACAAGUACUCUUUCGAGACUCUAAGAACCUAUUCAUGUAAUGAUAGUGAAAUGUUCU
This is a messenger RNA of Pocillopora meandrina, 21537 nucleotides long. The record is from the annotation of a GenBank genome assembly. NCBI's taxonomy places the organism in Eukaryota, Metazoa, Cnidaria, Anthozoa, Scleractinia, Pocilloporidae.